Adineta steineri is the source of this 482-nucleotide messenger RNA. The record is from the annotation of a GenBank genome assembly. NCBI's taxonomy places the organism in Eukaryota, Metazoa, Rotifera, Eurotatoria, Adinetida, Adinetidae.
AUGUGUGAAGUAACAUCAUCGAAUUUUUUGGAAUUAUUUCCAUUAAUUAUCGAACAAAUUGAUAAAUCAUGUUUUCUUGCUAUUGAUACAGAAUUUAGUUCAAUUGAUACAAAUCUUUCAAUAAAAACAAUAAAAGAAUUUUAUAAACAACGUUCAAAUUUUGUAAAACAAAUAACGAUAUUUCAAUUUGGUCUUGCAAUAUUUUCUACAACAUCUAUUCAACAUAAAUAUCAUGUUACAAUAUAUAAUUUUUAUCUUAAUCCAACAUCAAUUAAUCCAAUUGAUGUUAAAUAUAUUAUUCAAUCAUCAUCGAUCAAAUUUUUAGCGGAAUAUAAAUUUGAUUUUAAUAAAUGUUUUUAUUCAGGAAUAUCAUUUAUUAAUCAAACACAAGAAAAUAUUUUAUUAAAUCAAAAUCAACCCGAUAAAAAUUAUUCAUUAUCAAUGAAUGAACGACAAUAUUUGAAUAUUUUAUUUGAAAAAAU